Molecule: messenger RNA, 2226 nt
Organism: Silurus meridionalis
Lineage: Eukaryota; Metazoa; Chordata; Actinopteri; Siluriformes; Siluridae
Gene: upp2
Product: uridine phosphorylase 2
Exons: 8
Coding region: 126-1052 (308 amino acids)
Biological process (GO): nucleotide catabolic process; uridine catabolic process
Cellular component (GO): cytoplasm; cytosol
Molecular function (GO): uridine phosphorylase activity
Source: RefSeq, a predicted model, not a curated record
CCAUAAUAACAUAUACUUUUUUAAAACACCACUUUUCAAGUGCAUUUAGAGCGCAUUUCUUACUGGAAUUCAGGGGCUUUUCACCAGAAAAAUUUCUAGACAAGCAUUCAGCCAGCAUACAUUGAAUGGCAGUCAUGGCUCCAAUUUUACACACUGGAUAUAUAGAACAGAAGCAGUAUGUUAAUAACCCUCACCUGGAUAACAUGGAAGAGGACAUACUUUACCACUUUAACCUGGGCACAAAGACCCACAACCUGCCUGCCAUGUUUGGUGACAUUAAGUUUGUGUGUGUCGGAGGCAGUGCCAACCGAAUGAGAUCUUUUGCUCAGUUCAUCCAUCAGCAGCUGGAGCUUCCAGGUAAUGCUGAUGAUAUCAGUGAUAUCUGUGAGGGGACUGACCGCUACUCCAUGUACAAAGUGGGGCCUGUGCUAUCCAUCAGUCAUGGUAUGGGUGUCCCAUCCAUCUCCAUAAUGUUGCACGAACUCAUCAAGCUCCUGUACCACGCUCACUGUAGUGAUGUUAUGGUGUUUCGCAUCGGCACCUCAGGAGGCAUUGGUCUUCCUCCUGGCACGGUGGUGAUCACUGAUAAAGCGGUGGACUCUUUCUUCAGGCCGCAGUUUGAGCAGGUGGUUCUUGGUAAAGUGAUUACCAGGAGCACAGAGCUGGAUAAAGGCAUGGCAGAAGAGCUCUUGCAGUGUUCCACUAAACUGCCCAACUGUCCCUCCGUUAUCGGGAACACCAUGUGCACACACGACUUCUAUGAAGGCCAGGGCAGACUGGACGGUGCUCUGUGCUCCUUCUCCACUGAGGAAAAGCUGGAGUAUCUGAAGAAGGCCCAUGAGGCUGGCAUCAAGAACAUUGAAAUGGAGUCCACUGUCUUUGCUGCCAUGUGUCGCAUCUGCAACCUUAAAGCUGCAGUGAUCUGUGUAACUCUGCUGAACCGGUUGGAAGGGGACCAGAUCUCCACGCCCCAUGACGUGCUGGUAGAAUACCAGCAGAGACCUCAGUACCUGGUGGCUCAUUUCAUCAAGAAACACUUGACACUUCUCUGAACACAUUAUUGUUGGUGUGUCUUAUUAUUUAAUUCCAGAUUUUAGAACUAUUUCUCCACCCUGAAUCUCUAUCUCCUGUCUUUGUAGCUUUCGUCUGAUGAUCAAGGUGAUCACGGACAGCCAUUUUAACACUGAAAAAAAUACUCUAGCUAUUAUAGACAAAAAUAAUUGGGACUGUUUAUCAUCAGUUAAAGGCAGUUCAGUAAAAAGGUUUGAUUACAAACUACACUCUUCAGACAAUUAAUAUUUUAGGAUAUGUGAGAGAAUUUGAUUAAAGUUGUUCUGAUAACCAGAACAAAGAAGCAAACCUGAGCAUAACCAUAAGCAAAACCAAAAGCAUAGAAACGCGAGAUAAAGAGUACUGUGAAAGAUAAGACUAUAUGCAAGUGCUAAUCAAGGUGACAAGGAGCAGGACAGGUGAGGGUGCAGUAGCUGAUGGUUAAAGUCCAGAGACAUAAACCCGAUCGUAACAAACACGGAGACAGACGAAUUAAUAAAGACAAAUAGAUAUAAAUUGAUAGAUAGAUGGAUGGAUAACCAGACAGAUGGACAGACAAAUAGGUUGGCCAAUGGCAAAAAGUUGCAGUGAUAGUGCAAUGAUUAUCCAGUUGGUUAAAGAAGCAUAUUGCACAUGAGUAAGAUAUUCCAAAACAAAGACUAAUACAACCAUGAUAACACAAUUUAACAUAACUUAUGACCAAAUUCAUGUAUUUGAAUAAGCAAAUCCAUUCCUGGAAAUACUCAAUGAACUGAUGAGAUACAAUAGUACUCAACUGUAUUAGAAGGCGUGUUCUCUGAUCGCAUAUACGUGCUACAUUUGCAGUAGACCAGGUUGAAAAAAUAAUGCAUUCUAAAAAAGGGUUUUAAAAAAAUAUGUGCAAUGUUUAAUUUAGGGAAAAACAUAAUCAACAGCUACAAAAGCCUGUAUAUAAUGUUCAUAGGAAGUAUUUGUCAAUGCUGUGGUUUGAUUACUGUACAUAUGUUGUAGAUAUGUUAAAUGUUACUGUAUAUUUGUAUUCUCAUUGCACAAAGUACUUGAGUUUAAAUCGUAAUGAUUUUUCCAAGGUGCUAAAUGUCUUUCCAAAGGUGCAGAAUCGAAUGUCUGUAAUAAAGUGUUUCUUACUGCUUGUGUAAAUAAAUGUAUUAUCCAAAAUAUCUACUUCUUUGGAAAAGA